This is a messenger RNA of Nannizzia gypsea CBS 118893, 1422 nucleotides long. RefSeq names its product medium-chain fatty acid ethyl ester synthase/esterase 1. The coding region runs from base 1 to 1422 and encodes 473 amino acids. The transcript has 6 exons. Gene Ontology annotation, biological process: proteolysis; medium-chain fatty acid catabolic process; medium-chain fatty acid biosynthetic process. The record is from RefSeq and is a predicted model, not a curated record. Lineage: Eukaryota; Fungi; Ascomycota; Eurotiomycetes; Onygenales; Arthrodermataceae. Gene Ontology annotation, molecular function: monoacylglycerol lipase activity; cysteine-type endopeptidase activity; acetylesterase activity.
AUGGGAGUUUUCUCCUGGCUUCUCCCUAAUGGGAGGGUAUCUUUCCAUCAUUCAGGGAAAUCGGUUAUUUUGAAACGGAAACCACAAAAAGCAAACCCUGGAGUGGACGAGUCGAAAUACAUCUCCCUUGCCGACCUCUGCAAAUCCGCUACUCCCGCUGACUGCCAGCUAAAUCCUUUCUUAUUUAAUGGGCAUUUACAGACGGCAUGGACCCUUAUGAGAACAGACGAUAUCCCGGUUUAUUACAAGCGAUGGCGGUUUGAGGGAGAUAGCCCGGACUAUCGCGGGAGCUUCGAAGUGGAUUUUGUUGUUGAGCCUUACAACAACAGCAAGACGAGCAGCAAUGGAACUGCUAUACAGUCAGAUAAUGGCACAUUCGAAUCUUCCACUCCACCGGACUCAACUCAUCCGUCUCCCCGUACGAGCUUCUUUACCGAAGAAGAAUUCUCUGCUCUCCCUUCCGAUGAUAAGAAGCCCAUGCUUGUCGUUUUACAUGGCUUGUCUGGUGGAUCGCACGAGCCAUACCUACGAAAUAUAGUCGACCCGCUCCAUAAACAAGGCUGGGAAGUAUGUGUUGUGAAUUUCCGAGGAUGUGCAAACUCGAAGGUUACGAGUUCGAUAUUGUACAAUGCGCGCGCAACUUGGGAUGUCCGGCAAACUGUACGCUGGAUUCGAAAGAAUUUUCCUUCCCGACCUUUAUUUGGGAUUGGAUUCUCACUAGGCGCAAAUAUACUAACAAAUUAUGUUGGAGAGGAGGGCGAAGAUUGCCAACUAAAGGCGGCAGUUGUUUGCUCUAAUCCCUGGAAUCUUGAAGUUAGUUCUUUGGCCUUGCAAAGGACCUGGGUGGGAUCGCAGGUUUACUCCAGGACCAUGGGGUCAAGUAUGAAGAGACUAUUUGAACAACAUGUCGACAAGUUACGAGAGCAUCCUCGAGUCGAUGUUGAAAGAGUUCGAAAAACUACCUAUCUUCACGAGUUCGACAGAGAAUUACAAGCACCUGUUUGGGGUUAUCCAACAGAAACCGCUUAUUAUCGUGAUGCUUCCUCGAUUGAUUCACUGUUCGCAGUAAAGAUACCCCUUUUUGCUAUUCAGGCAGAAGAUGACGCUAUAUCCUCAAAAGAAGCAUUGCCAUAUCUUGAGAUGACCAAGACUCCGUACGCAGUAAUGUGUACAACCUCUUGGGGAGGCCAUCUAAGCUGGUUCGAGUACGGGGGAGGAAGAUGGUUUACCAAGCCUGUUGUCAAUUUCCUCAAUAAAAUGGCAUCUGAAAUUGACCUUGAUGCUCCACUGACUGUCGUGGAAGAGGAGCCAGAGAGCAAACUGACUCCUGCAACAUCUUCUGAAAGGGUCGAUGGUCCCCAUCCGGACUUCAAGCCCAUGAGGCGGAAAUUGCAUAUGCCAAUUCCCGACGGCGAAGAAUAG